Molecule: messenger RNA, 1008 nt
Organism: Schistosoma spindalis
Lineage: Eukaryota; Metazoa; Platyhelminthes; Trematoda; Strigeidida; Schistosomatidae
Source: the annotation of a GenBank genome assembly
AUGUCUGUGUUGUCGAUGAUCGAGGGAAUUGUAUACGAAGUAAUGGAGUUUCUGAAGUCCGGAAAUAUAAAUGAAGCUAGGGAACCGCACUUUUUGAAGCUAUUAGUAAAGAAGCCAGAAGAAUUUACACGCCUGAUGGUUAUUUUGAAAAUGGCCCACGAAGCUGUACGAGAGGACAAAUUCAUAACAAAACGAUCUAUAUAUUACUCAAAUCCCAUUUUAUUCAAACGACAAUCCAUUAUAGACCCAUUAUUGUCAAAGAUUUGUAAGGAGCUUAGCCUCUCUCGGUGCGCUCUUAAAAUAAACGCUUCUUCUAAAUUGAUUGUUUAUGGUGAUAUUUAUCUAGGGAUCGGGUAUGAAAGCAACAUCGUUGAAAGAAAUAAUUUGGGUAUACCUGAAAGUUUAUUGAAAAGUGGAUAUGAGGUUAUUAUCUCAGAAUGUUUACCUCAAUUUAUUUUGAUAAUUGAAAAAGACACAAUUUUUCGGAAACUUUUAAAUGAGAAGUUCUAUGAAAAAUUCAAACCUUGUUUAUUGGUUACAGCUAAAGGUUAUCCAGAUUUGAUAACUCGACAAUUUCUUGCUCAAAUAAAUUGUAUACAUCCAAAUAUUCCAAUAAUUGGACUUUUUGAUGCUGAUCCUCAUGGUAUAAAUGUAUUCUGUACUUACAAGUAUGGUACUACGAAUCCUAUGAUGCAAAAUGAAGAUGGUAGUCCAAUAAGAAUAUCAAAUCUUCAACUCUGUGGACUAUUACCAAGUGAAUUAUCAUCUCUUCAUAUAAAACAAACUGAUCUAUUAAAAUUAACUAAACGAGAUAAAUCUUUAUUAAAUUCAAUGGAAAAACGUCCAUAUAUUCAACAAGAAUCAAUAUUAUUAAAACAGAUAAAAUAUUUAUUAUUUAAUGAAAAUAAAGCUGAAUUAGAAAUAUUAAAUACAAUUCAUUCAAAUUAUUUAACCAAUGAAUAUUUACCAAAUAAAUUACAAUUAUGGGGUAUAUUACCAAAUAAAUAA